This is a messenger RNA of Zeugodacus cucurbitae (melon fly), 2245 nucleotides long. RefSeq names its product zinc finger protein 436. The transcript is spliced from 4 exons. The record is from RefSeq and is a predicted model, not a curated record. The coding region runs from base 57 to 2156 and encodes 699 amino acids. Gene Ontology annotation, molecular function: zinc ion binding; RNA polymerase II cis-regulatory region sequence-specific DNA binding; DNA-binding transcription factor activity. NCBI's taxonomy places the organism in Eukaryota, Metazoa, Arthropoda, Insecta, Diptera, Tephritidae. Gene Ontology annotation, biological process: regulation of transcription by RNA polymerase II; cell fate commitment. Gene Ontology annotation, cellular component: cytoplasm; nucleus.
CUAGCACUUAAUUUCAGCUAUUUCAACAGCGUUUGACUAAAAACUCCACAAAAGUAAUGAAUUUUCGUGUUAAUAUAAGUAUUUGCCGUGUUUGUAUGAAACCGGACGAUGGCGUAUCACUCUUGGAUAAUGAGGAAUUGUGCGAAAAGUUUAUGUUUACAACGCGUUUGAAGCUCGUUGCAAGUGAUGAUAUGCCCUCAUUAAUUUGUAAUAAAUGCUUGAAACGUCUUCGCGUAUCCUACGAUUUUGUUAAGUCAGCGCACGACUCGGAGAAAAACUUGAAAGCAUUUCUUCAAAAAAUUAGUAAAGAUUUUCAAUUAGUAACAAAUAACACUAAUGGAAAAUCGAAUAACAACGAGGAUGAGGACGAUGAUGAUGAUCUCUUGGCAAACAUACUCGAUGAAGAGAAUGUCGACAAAAAAACAGCAGAAGUUUCGACACAAAAAGAUGAAAGCGCAGUUUCUUCCACCGAGCUAACUAAUAGCGCUAAAACUAAUGUCAGAAAAAAAGCUAUAGGAAAAACUGAAAACAAUGUUGGUCAAAGGUUAGUAACGACUACAAGGUCUACAUUAAGUGAGACAUCAAUACAAGAAAAGAAAAUGAAACUCAAUGUGAAUAGAGAAAGUGUAGAAAAAGAAAUGAAAAGUUACGAAGCAUUUGAGUCCGAUAUACAAGUUGAAUUAGAAGAUAAUCUAGAGGAUAUCACAAAGUGUGAUAUUGAAGAACCGAAGGAGACUUCCUCCGAACAUGAAAUACAAAUACUUGAAUACACUGAUGAAGAGUCGCAAACAGAAUUGGAAAUAUUGGAAGAAAACCUGCAACCUAGUGACGAUACCCGUAGCAGUCUUGGCGCAGAGGAACCGCAACCACAAAGUAGUGGAGGAUUUCUUAAGGAAUAUCAAGCAAUGCUUGAGGAAGAAGAUGGCGAGUUUCUAGAUGAUAAAGAUGAUAUAAACGAUAAAACUACAACAGCCAAAGAAUUGAGUUUCUAUGAUGGUGAUGAAGAGCUAUUGGAUGAACAAGACAUCGAAAUGAAAUCGAUGGUCGAAGAUAAUCUAGAUGAGGAACGAAGUGUUGGCACCUCAACACAACUACAAACACAAGCGGCUGAAAGAGAUACUAAAAGUAAAACACGUAAAUACCAGACGAAAACCCACGUCCGUGGUCCGAGUGCUAAACCAACGAAAAAAGGCGAUAGUUUGAAUACUUCAAAGCGCUUCUUAUGUUUAAAGUGUAAUCGUGACUUUAGCACUAAAACAAAUCUAACGCGUCAUAUGGCAACACAUGAAGGCAAUAGACCCUUUCAGUGCACUGUAUGCAGUAAGAGCUUCACACAGAAUGUAUCAUUGAAGCAACACAUGUACACACACACCGGUGAGAAGCCAUACCAAUGUGAUGUGUGUCACAGAGGAUUUACGCAAUGUAAAAGUCUGGUAUUUCACAUCCGCCGACACACCGGUGAUAAACCAUUUCCUUGCGAAAAAUGCGGUGCACUCUUCCGGCAAAAGGAUGGACUUAAGACCCACAUUCUUAAACGGCAUACAAUCAAGUCACAACAUGGUAAUAUGGAGUUAACAACAUGCGCCAUCUGCAAAGAAGUGUUUGGUGAUAAAAUUCUGCUGCAAGAGCAUAUGAAGAAACAUUUAAACGACUAUGUGCGCGUCGAUUCGGCCAUGUCAUGCGCUAACCGUGAUACCGAAGAGAAUUUCGAAUAUAUAGAUGAUGAUCUGCCUCAAGACAAAGCAAAUGACUUUAUGGGUGAAACCGGCACGGAGAGUACCGAUGAUAUUGGCUCAGCGGCACAUGUGGUCGAUUUAAUGACGACUUCUGCUUUGGAGCCGAGUCGCGCCAAGAAAUUUCAAUGUCGAAAAUGUUUUAAAUGCUUUGCAAUUAAAAAAAAUCUACUGCGACAUUUGACUACACAUGAGCUAUCCGUUGAGACUGAUUUCGUGUGUAAAAUAUGCGAACUUUGCUUUGCCACCAGUGAGGACUUACAAACGCAUACAUUAAAUGAACACACUGACUCGAAUGAAUCCUUCCAAUGCGAAUUGUGUGACGCCACAUUCUAUAGCAUAGAAGAGUUAAGGAAACAUAGUGCUUUGCAUAAUGCCAAAUCAUUCAAGACACAUACCGUGGCGAGAGCUCGAAAUACAUAAUGGAGUAUGCGUUAAAGGCAUACAUUUUUUACACAAUUAUUUUUGUGCAAAAAUAUGUGAAAUAAAAUAUAAAUUCACUUACCGCUUAA